Messenger RNA from Podarcis lilfordi (Lilford's wall lizard), 21438 nucleotides. The record is from the annotation of a GenBank genome assembly. Lineage: Eukaryota; Metazoa; Chordata; Lepidosauria; Squamata; Lacertidae.
AUGCCGUUGUUGUGCCGGAGAGGAAGUGGCGGUGCGGGUGCCGGUUGCUCGUGACUGGGCCUGUUAGGCUUCGCUAGGCCGGGCGACGCGUCCUGAGGAGUCUGCGGGGGGAGUAAGUCGCCUCCCUUCGCCCUUUUGGACCCCGCGAGAGGCGGGUGAGUCUGAAAAGGGACCCGCAGGAGUAAUGAGGCGGUGGCAACCCGCGCCCUGUCACGCCGGAGCGAAGCCCCUUCAGGGCAUAGCUGUCAACUUUUCACCUUUUUAAAGGGAAAUUCCCUUAUUCCGAAUAGGAUUCCUCGCAAGAAAAGGGAAAAGUUGACAGCUGUGCUUCAGGGACACUUUCACUGGGUUUUACUUAGGAUGUGUUUAUUUAUUAUAUCGCAUUUAUAUCCCACCAUUUUUUUAACUCGAGGAGCUCGAGGUGGCGUACAUGAGUCUCCCCGCUUCAUAAUCACCCCCCACAACAACCCCGUGAGGUAGGACAGAGCGAGCGAGUGAAUUGUUGGCCCAAGGUCACCCAGGAAGCUUGGUAGCCCAUGAAGAGUGUAUACCUGAAGGAGCGUCUCCACCCCCAUCGUCCAGCCCAGACACUGAGGUCCAGCUCCGAGGACCUUCUGGCAGUUUCUCUUACUGCAGGAAGUGAAGUGACAGGGGCCCAGGCAGAGGGCCUUCUCGGUAGUGGCGCCGCCCUGUGGAACACCCUCCCAGCAGAUGUCAAGGAGAUAAACAACUACAGAACUUUUAGAAGACAUCCGAAGGCAGCCCUGUAUUGGGAAGUUUUUAAUGUUUGUUGUUUUAUUGUGUUUUCAUAUGUUUGGGAAGCCGCCCAGAAUGGCUGGGGAAACCCAGUCAGAUGAGCGGGGGUAUAAAUAAUAAUAAAUUUUCUGUUUGUCUGGAGGGACAUUGGAAAACAUCUGAAGGCAGCCCUGUAUCGGGAAACUUUUUUAAGUUUGUUGUCUCGCUGUGUUUUUAUAUUAUGUUGGAAGCUGCCCAGAAGGUUUGCGGCAACCCAGUUGGAUGGGUGAAGUAUAAGCAAUGCUUUUCUCCCCUAGGAAAAUACAGUCAUACCUUGGUUUGCGAACGUUCUAAAACAUUUUGACUCCUGAACACCACAAACCCGGAAGUGACUGUUCUGGUUUGUGAACUAUUUUUGGAAGCCGAACGUCCGACAGGGCUUCAGUGGCUUCCUAUUGGCUGCAGGAGCCACACAUUGGUUUCCAGACGUUUUGGAAGUCAAACAGACUUCUGGAAUGGAUUCUGUUCGACCUCCAAGAUAUGACUGUUGGUGCCAGUACUCACCAUGAAGUUGUUACAGUAAGUGCCACACUUUUUAACAACAACAAAGAGAGGUGCCGGUACUGCGUAACCUUGAGUACCCCCCUGAAAAAAAGCACUGAGUACAGUAUAAGUAAUAAAUUAUUGUUAUUAGAAUUUGGAUCCUGGUCUCUCCCAGGUCCCGGACAGGCAUUAACCACUACACUGCCACUGGCUCUUUCAGACAAAGCUUUCCUUUCCCCCUUCUCCCCCACACUGACACAAGAAGAACCCUGCUGUGUCAAUCUGUAGGUCAAUCCGUUUGUUUGUUUGUUUGUUUGUUUGUUUACAUGGUUUUUUUACCCCUUUCCUCCCAUCCCCAAUUUAUCCUCACAACAACCCUGUGAGGUUGGCUAGGCAUAAAGAUAGUUUAUGAAGGGGAUAGCUGAGUGGGGAUUUGAACCUGGUUCUAAGUGCUCCAUACUGGCUCUCCCAUCUAGUCCAUCAUUCUUCUUGCCUCAGUAGCCAAUCAGAUCCUGAAGGCAAUUGGUGCCCCGCUUCUGGCCACUCCUGCCGAAGCUGGUAUUUAUUGGCACUCUUUGUGGUUAUUGCUGGGUUUUUCAUAUACCCCACUCCCUGUUCAAAAAGCACUUUGUGUUUGUAAAGUAUGGCAUUGUGAAUAGCUUUUAUUGUGUUUGCCUUCAGGAAAACUUUGAAGGAUGAGUCAGUAUUGGACGAAGAGCCUCUUUUAUCUCGCUUAGUAAGAGUGAUUUGUCCUCCAGGUGGGCUGUAAACUUAAAAUUGGAACUGCAGGUUGGUUAAGUUUAAGUAGUUCUUGCCUACAUUUCAGCCUGAUGGCAGAUCAUUUUCAGUGUCUUGUCAGUCAUAGUUGUUAAUGAGCCAUUUCAGGUGUCAAAAUUAGUCCAAACAUAAGAGAUACACGAGUGCUGUGGUAUCAUUUCAGAUAAGAUGCAUCUGUUCAGUUCAAAGUUUGCUGUUAAGGCUGCACUCAUUCUCUCUCUCUCUCUCUCUCACACACACACACACUCGUGUGUGUAUAAACUCAGGGAUGUACUUCUGAGUAGACAUACAUAGGAUUGGGCUGCAAAAUAGCUUUGUGGGAAAGUUGUAGCCUGAAAACUAAACUAACUGAGCACACCCAACAUAGAAUCAGAACAUUAUUAUUUUAAAAAAAUAAACACUGCUCACCUAGUCAGUUGUAGUUCUCAAAUGCAUCUGUACCAGAAAGGUUCUGACUUUCUCUGGAAAAUGUUUAGGCUCUGAUCAUAUCUUACCUUGACAUCUGGCAGGUUUAUUUUCCAAUAUAUUUGUUUCCCAUUAUUUAAAAUAGACCUCUCAAGUGACUUCAUUUGGCAAACCCUCUCUUGUAUCUUGUCACAUUUUGAUGCAAACAAGUAGGGCUUUGCAAAACUGAAAAAUAGUACAAAAGAUGGCUGUCUGCAACCAAAACACAGUCAUUGAGAUGUGUUACUUUCAGCCUGCAAUCCUGUAGAAAUUUCUUUAUGAGUAAGCUCCAUUGAAAUCAGUGGGGUCUAUCCUGAGUAAAGAUACUUAGUGUUGAGCAAUAUGUACACUACGUUCCCACAAGUGAAACAAAUAUUUUUCUAUGUAUGCGUCCAUAGUACAUUGUUCAUUUGCUUUCUCUGAUGCCCAGGACAGAUAUAAUGCUCACAAUAUGCUAUCUAUGGUUAGGAGAUUUUUAGCAUGUUGGAAUCAUGAGUAUCUUAUCCCUCCUUUUGCAUGGGUUUGCCCCCCUCUUCCUUUUUCAGACUCCAUGAUGCAUCACUGUUCAAGAUAACCAUGCUCAGACCACAGUUGGUAUAGUUGUAAUGUUGCACCAAGGAAAGGAAGAUUUAUGCAUGAGAUUAAAGGAGGGUGGUGAGGCAAGAAAUAUAUGGAUCCCAAUCAACUCCAUUGUUGCAGUCAUGAUUUUGAGAUUAACACCAUUACAUCAGUAUUGAGCCUGAGCACAGAUGUUGGAUUAUUCUUUGACAGUGCAAUCCUAUACAUGUCUACAUAGAAGUAAGUCAGUGGAAUUUAGAAUUGUAGAAUCAUGGAGUUGAAAGGGACCCUGAUGAUUAUCUAGUCCAACCCCCUGCAAUGCAGGAAUAUGCAGUUGUUCCUUGGGGAUCGAACCUGUAACCUUGGUGUUAUCAGCACCAUACUCUAACCAACUGAGCAAUCCUCUCAAGAAAAUGUAUAUGGAACUGCUACCUGAAUUACCUGAAACUAGUUUCACAUAUCGUAAAAUCUAGGCAGAAGAAUAGGAUUCUGUUCAGCAUUUAUCUUAGAAAAUGAAUACUGUUGUUUUAUACGAUCUACCUAUCAUUCUUGCAAAUGUAUAGCAAGAUUGUAAUGAUUUUAGCUAACUUGCGGAGCCAGUAUCUUUUGUCCCUGCUUAUUUAAUUUAGCAUCCACAUGUGCCCAGAAAUGGUGAUAAAUGUAUAUACAUCCCCACCUGUGUUUGAAUAUAUCUGUAACAAAGUGUUGUGAAAGCUGCCAGCAUUCAUGGGAGAGAUAGAGAGAGGAAAAUGUGGGGGAGAACUGAACAGGUUUGUUUGUUUUAUUAGCCAAAUGUGUUGACAUAAGAGAGCUCUGGAGAUUUGAUGACUUUAAGGAGUCAAGGAGUCAACCACUAAGCUAUUCCCAAUGACAUAAUGAGAUUAAUACAUGUGUAUAUCAAAGUUCACAGGGAUGGAGCUAAAUCAUACAGAAGAGAAACGUCAUCUUGGUUCUUGAAGUGGUUGUUCUAAACUACCUCCUUAAUGUCAUGGAAAGAAACAUUUGGGAUUUUGGGGGGGGUAUUGCUUCUUAAAGUCAGAGAGGUUAGCCACCAGCAGAUGUCACUAGUAGACACAAAAGUUGUUGUACAGCAUGUUGCAGCUGUAAAGGCCUAUACAAACUAUUGCUGUGCACGUAACACACUUAAAAAUAGACAACAAAAAGAGUGGAAUAUUAAAUGCAGUAGUUGUGUCUGUGUUAUAAAGCUGUGAGUUGAAACACUAUACAAAUGUUGUGAUCUUAAGCAUGUUGGCUUUGCACUAAGUGCUAUUGAACUUAGUGGAACUUUUCUAAAAGUGAAGAGGAUUGAGUCCUUAACAUCUGAGGGCUCGUUUUGGGGAAGGCUGUGCCAAAAACACCAUAAAAGAAGCUAUAGCUGGUUUUUUGUUUCUUUGUUUUUUUAGCAUAAUACAAGUUAGACAGUACACAACCUACUUAAGAGCUAGGACUAUUUCCUAGUUCAUACAUUUAUUACAUUGUGUGUGCACUUAUUAAUUUUCUUGGAGUAGCUUCUGAGAAGACCUUUGGUUAUUACAUGGCCAGCAGAUUGUCAUCUGGUGACAACCCAGAAGUGGGCCUUCUUGGUGAUAGCACUCAUGAAUGCCCUUCCCCAGAUAAUUUGCAAGGCAGAAAUCAUAAUGACUUUUAAACAAAUCUUUAAAGGAUCUUCACUGGCACAAUUCAAAGUGUUGGUACUGACCUUUAAAUCCCUAAAUGGCCUUGGCUGAGGACACCUGAAGGAGCAUCUCCACCCCUAUCAUUCAAUCUGGACACUGAGGCCGACUUCCAAGGGUUUUCUGGAGGUUCCCUCACAGUGGGAAGUAAAGUUACUGGGAACCAGGCAGAGGGCCUUCUCGGCGGUAGCACCCUCCCUGUGGAACACCUUCCCAUCAGAUGUCAAGGAGAUAAAGAACUACACAACUUUUAGAAGACAUCUGAAGCCAGACCUGUUUAGGGAAGUUUUUAAUGUUUGACAUUUUAUUAUUUUUUGUAUUUUGCUGGAAGCCGCCCAGAGUGGCUGGGGGUGCCCAGCCAGAUGGGUGGCGUAGAAAUAUAUAGUAAUAGUAAUAAUGAUGUAUAAUCUUUAAAAAUGAAAAAGAAGAAUUGAGUACUCCAUUAGUAUCUGUACUAUGAAUCCUCAAGGACUUGGAUUUUGUUUUAGUAAGAGGUGGAAUACUGGCCUUGAUUCAUCUCCAUGUGGUAGUUCUUGUGUGCUUCUCUAUUGAAUUAGCCUCAUCUGCUCUAGUGGUGGCUCUGAAAACACACUGGAUUUAGCAUGCAUUGCUCAGUGUUUUAUGAUGAAAGCAUACAUGCUAGAUAUGCAUUUUCAUGUGUGAAAUCUUUGUGCCGAGAACCCAAAUCCGAGCUAUAUGAUGCUUCCUAAAAUAACUCUUUGUACCAGUUGUGAGAACCUGGAGCCCAGAUAAUGCAUUCACCCCCCCCACUCAAUUUCACAGCCCUCUGGGGGUUGUGGCACAGAGAUGAAGAGAAAGAUGGGGUUGCAGUGAAGGGUGCACUUAAAGUUAUGUUAGCCUAAAAUGUUCGGCUUAAUGAUUUUAAAAAACAUGUAAAUAAAAGGAUAGUUGCCAUUCAGAAGCCUCCAUCUCCUCAGAAAGGGUGACAUGAAGCAGUGGUUGCCAGCAUUUAAUUGGGUUUGCCUCUGUGUUCAAGAAUAUUCAGUGGUCUUACUCCCUGGCCUGUCCUCUCCCAGUUCUUGUGUUCCAUUGCGCGCGCACACACAGACACACGCACACACACUGGCUUGUAGUACAUCAACACAUUCCCUAAAGGGCAUUUGUUAACUUGGAGAGACACAUAUAGUAAUGAGAAGAAUCUUGUCUUCUGGUUAGGUGUCUUUGACUGAAGCAGCUGUAGUCUGAGAGAGAGAUGUGUUUAUGAUGUGAGUGCCUGUUUCAUGGAAAGUUUCUGUGAUGUCAGCACUUGUCCAGGAAUGAGCUCAUUUCACUUAAAUCACCAAGCCAGCAACAUACUUUUUGUGAUAGGUAACUCCUCUUUUAAAUAUUUGGAAAAGAUGUUAUUUUUUUCUCCUUAGAAUUGUGCAGGUCUGCUGUUUGACACAAUUGUCAAUACUUGCUAAUUGAACAAGUAUUUUAGGAAACUGAAAAAUCAAGCUUUCCAAAAAACUUAAAGAAAACUACAAUUGUUAACUGUGCUGUUUUUUUUUAAAUUGCAGGUGCUUAUAAGACUAGAGAACGCUAUGGUCUGUGCUGCUGUUUUUGCUAUUCCUCCGUUGCUGAGAAGUACUGCUGGAGUUCUUCCCAUUUGUUCUUCUAUCUUACAUCUGAAACAUGCGGCGCUAUGUUAUUGCACAGUAAAUGGGUAAGAUGUUUGUGUCCUCUAAAUACUAAAAUACAUGUUGAGAGAAAUGGAAAUAUCCCCAUAAUACAUUUAUUACAUUUCUUUAAAUUUAUAUGUCACUUUUAAUUUCAAAAAGCCCUGAGGGGUUCGCAAAUCACAUUGUCAUUUACAUAGCAUAGCAGAGCAAAUUAAACCAAAAAAACAUAUUCACCCUUAAAACAGCAGCAUAUGGGAAACAAUCCCAUAGAGUCUUCUACAAGUCCAUUUUUCCAGAACCUAAUUGGUGAUAACUUCGAGAAAGCUUGAAGGGAUACAUUUUUAACACCCAGCGAAACUGGAGUAAAUAUUAUCACUGAUGGACCUCCAGAGACUUGGUGUUUCACAGAGGAUGCUGCAGCCAAGAAGGCCCUCAACUGAGUUGCCACCCCUUGGGGCUCAGCUGGCAGUGGCACCCCAGGAGGGUUUUCCUCCAGAGAUCUCAGUGGCUGGGCUGGCACAUGGCAGGAGAUGAAUAUUUGGGUCAUUUAGGGCUUUAAAAAACAAAACGGGCUUAAAAGUGAACAGGCAGGCAGAGCAGAUUGUGGAGAAUAGGUGUUACGGUGACUCUGAAAUGGCAUGCUGCUCAGUAAUCGGUUGGCAGCCUGGGACACCCGUUGCCGUUUCCAAGCCAUUUUCAAAGGCAGCCAUGUGUAGAGCACAUUGCUGUAAUCCAGGCUUGAGGUUAUCAGGGCGUGGAUCACCAUAACAAGGUCCAGGAAUGGCUGUAGCUGCUGAAUCAUCUGCAGCACAAAAAAGUGUAUUUGGAACUUCAAAGAUGGAUCUCGGAGUAUGCACUCAUGCUUCAGGCACCCCAUAACAGUUUGUCCAACCACCUCCUAGAUUCAGAAGCUGCCCACCAACAGUACCUCCUCCGUCUUGUCAGUUUAUUGGUCCUCAGUCAUCCCAUUAUUGUUUCCAGAUACUCAUUAAGUACCUGGAAACAAAUCCCUGGAUAAACUCUCCCAUUAUCUUCAUACAGACGUUGAAGAUUAGAAAAUCUUAUGGAUGAUAAGUCUAUGAACCGUGAUAAUUAAAUGGAAGCUCAAUAUUCAGAAGUUCUAUACCUCUGAAUUUUAGACCCUAGGCACAAAAUGCCCAUUGCCUAUAUAUGACUUUCAAAGGCAUAAUGAUGGUUACUGUUGGAAACAGUGCUGAAUUUGACAGACUUUGUCUCUUCUGGCAGCUCAGUUCUGUUCUUGGCCUUAGAGUUUUGUUCUUAGUGACUAGCGACAACUGAAUCCUAACUUUAAACAGGUCUUCAAUGAGCUUUUUUAUUUAAGCUAUACAAUAAAACUGGGUAAUGACGGUCUUAAUUUGUCUUUCAUUCAAAGCAACAUGAAAUCAAAAAGAAAGCCAGAUCAUCUGGAGAGAACAGCACAUGACUUUCGACAGGAGGUUGGUAUCAUACAGCCUGAAAUCUACCAUGUGCCAAAGAACUUGGAUGAGUUUGGUGGAGACUUGGCCCUUCUGUUUAGGGAAGUUUUUAAUAUUUAAUGCUGUAUUGUUUUUAACACUUGAUUGGGAGCCGCCCAGAGCGGCUGGGGAAACCCAGUCAGAUGGGUGGGGUAUAAAUAAAUAAAUUAUUAUUAUUAUUAUUAUUAUUAUUAUUAUCCUCCUCUCUGUGAUUCUGUUUCGUUUAUCAACUUUUUGUGAUUACACGGCUUCAAGAUGGCUUGUUUCUAACAAGCAGUAGUCAACAUUAACACAGUUUGUCAGGUCAGACGAAACAACAAGCUGCGGUUAAGGAAAAACGGAAGCAAAAACUCCCAGACUCCUCAUGACUGUGCUGGAGGAGUAUGAAGGGAAAUGAGGGACAGUCCUAUUCUGCUUCUUAGCUCUAGCUCAAACCUGUUUCCCAUAACAACUUUGCAUGCAGGAUCUAGUCAUGUAGUCAUGGCUAUAAUAUUUUUGUCCGCAGAUUAGGUCACAGGUUAAUGUGAACAGGGUAAGGCUAGUCAUUUCCUACCCUGGGGCUUCACUGGGGUUGGAAUGAAAGCCGUAAAUGAUUUAACUAGCAUGACUGUUCUUUCGUUGCUGUUGUUUGACAUUGUGUAUUAAAGUUAUAAAGAAAAAAGUGUGUUAGCUUUUAACUGGCAAGUGUCCUGUUGUUUUACUGGACAGUAGACAUGUUCAAAUAUUUUUUUAGGGAGAAAUUCAUUUCCUGCCAUGUGUUUCAAAUUAAAAUGUAGCUUGGUUACAUUUCAUUUGUUAGACGCCAGUCCUGCUGGAUGGGAAAUGACAGAGUCAUAGCUGGAAUUUGAUGAGAUUAUGGUGUUGGUGGUUUUGUUUAGUUUUUUACAUCUCUGUACUUUUGGACCUGCACGAGUCAUCUGAAGAACCUGGCUUUUCAGAAUAUUAGAGUAUCUGUAGUGAACACAAUAAUUCCAAAUAGUAGUUUAGAGUGUGCAGGCUGUAAAAGUCAGGAAAACGCAGCAGAGUUAAGGAAUGAUGUAGACUGAGGCCUUUGGAGAGCCCCAUGGCAUAGUGGUUAGUGUUCAACUAAAACUUGGAUUUAAAGCCCCAUUCAGCCAUGAAGCUUGCUGGCUGACCUUGGAUCAGUCACUGGCCCAGUUUGCAUACAAAUUUAAACCAUAGUUUAAAUUUAAAGUAUGGUUUAAUGAACACAAGUGCCUUGCUGCACUCCUUCUCCUGACUGUGUCACAUGGGGGAAGAAACAAGGUGGAGUCAAGCAAACCUAGGCUUGUCAGGGCUUGUGGUUGGUGCAAGAGCCUGGGCUCAGACAUGACAGUACAAGAAGCCAGACUCUGGUUUGUUUAAGUGGCACAGUCAGGAGCAGCAGUGGUGCAAAGCCCAAUGGUUGGAUGUUACAUGAAAUUUAACAUUUCUCAGCCUAAGCUACUUCAUUGUGUUGCUAUGAAGUUAAAAUGGGAGAGGGGGGAACUGCCCAGAACUUAUUGGAGGAAGGCAGACUCCUAGUUGUCUCAUUUCAGUAUUGGUGAUGGAUGACUGGAAGGAGGUUUCAGCACGUGGGAUAUUCUCACUAUUGAAAAUGUUGAGAUGCUUUCUUGAAACAGUAGUGGUGGUAUUGGUAACAGUGAUUUUUGUAUUUUAGAUCAUUUCCAAAGCAAAAGUGUGUGGAAUCACCAGCGAAUCUGAAACAGUUAAACGUCUCCGUCUGGCAGUCACAGAUAAAGAAUUUACUUUUAAAGCAGGACAAUGGUAAAGUUCCUUCUUCUGGAUUUAUUAAACAAGAGGGGAAACUUUCGAGGGCAAGCCUAAUUUUUCGAGACAUUUUUGCAAAUUGAUCCAAGCAAUCAGCUUCUGUGGUAUUCACAGAGACAUGGGCUUUUCCUCUUCUCAGCUUUCUAUGAAACAGCUGGUAAAAGUGGUUUGGGAAUUUGUCCAAAUUUUAUCUCCAUGGAAAACAUGGCCCUGCUCAUCAAAUAGAAUAAACCUCAAUUAUAACUCUUUUUGCAUCGCCCCAAUUUGUCGCUUUGUGCUACAUUUUUUCCUGAGAGAGCUGUAUCUUAAGAAUUCCAAAAGCGCACUCCACAUAUAAAUCUCCUGGGCGACAGAGUGCUUUCUGUGCGUGUUGCAAAUGAUUUUAGUUCAUAUCACCAUGUGUUGCAGAAGAAACCUCUUUUGAAGACUUCCAAAAGCAGGUUGCAUUACAGCAUGUGGGAAGCCACUGCUCAAAGAAUGAGAAAGUCAGCAGUUUCACAGGGAAUGCCCUGUUCAUGCCUCAGAAUCAUAGAGUUGGAAGGCACCCAAGGGUCAUCUAGUCCAACCUCCCGCAAUGCAAGAAUCUUGGCUAAAGCAUCCAUGACAGGUGGCCAUCCAACCUCUGCUUAAAAUCCUCCAAGGAAUCCACCACCUCUAGUGGGAGUCUGUUCCACUGCUGAACAGCUCUUACUGUCAGAAAGUUUUUCCGAAUGUUUGUUCCAAAUCUCCUUUCUUGUAACUUGAAUUCGUUGGUUCAUGCUUUCAGGAUCUGUGAGGUUUUUUUCUGGACAAUUCAUUCAUAGUCUGAAUUGGAUUCUGUGCUUGUCAGGUUGGGGAGUUCCUGCCCUCCCAGCCCCCUUUUUUCUUUAUUUUUGUUGCUCCAUCUGGUGAACAGGUUUCAUAGGAAUCGAACUUUAUCUGAUAGGAUGCUAAUAGCAUGAGCAACUAGUUCAGUGUUAAUUUUGCAGCCUUUUACAUUUAGAACAAGAAAACAAGAUGUUGAUUGCAAUAAUUCAUGUUUGUGGAGCAAUUUGCAGCAGCCUUUGCACAUGUGCACAGAUGCAUACUAAAUUUGUGCUUGCUGGUUCUUGGAAAAACAUUUACCCUUCAAAAAUGUUUUGGUAAUUAUCAUACUGAAAACUGGAUUCUGUAAUUAUAAUUACUCUUUUCAUUAUCUUCCUUUUAAAGUAUUCUAAUUCUGUUUGGCAUGCUAACUUUCUGCCAGUGCAGCCCAUAAGUGUGAUUGUGUUCUAAUGAGAGAUACUAAGAACUAGGCCACGAGAGAAAAGGUUAAUCGGCCUACUUUUGUAAUGAAGUGGCAGGGUUUCUCUUCAUAAUGCAAACAUGCACAACUCCUUUGCAUAAUAUAAAAGUCACAUAGCCGCUUCCAAGGAGCUAGUAUUUUGCUCAAGAUAUGCCUACUUCGAAGAUAUGUCUAGCAUCACAGAUGCAGCUUGCCAGAAUCUGCAUAGCAGUAUUUCUUAGAUUGUUGCAUGCUUCAGUCUCUCUUGAAUAGUAGUCAAGGGAGAUAUAUAGUGAAAGAUACUAUUCUUCCUUUGCUUUAAACUUUCCAGCCUACCUAUUAUAAAACUGUAAUGCUGUUUGACUUAACAACUGUUACCUUCUUAAGCAGCUUUGUAAAUAAGCCUGCAAAGUUUACGGGCCCAGAAACAUGUUUAUUAGUCUGCCUGGGGGGCUAACAGAUGAUGCUUGCUGCAUUUCUAUGGAAGAAGAGCUUCCCUUCACUGGUAGCCCACGUGGUUUCCAUACUGGGUGUAGAGGAGGCACAAAGCACUCCAUCCCUCUUCUGCUAGCCCACUUACUCACUUGCAUGCAGUUCCUUGUCACCUAUGGCGAGCAGGUGAAAGAUUAAACACAGGGCUGCCAUAAAGAUUAAAGAAGCAAUAUGAGUGUGGGUGUUUCAUAGAAUUAUAGAACUGCAGAGUUGGAAGGGACCACGUGAGUCCAACUCCCUGCAAUGCAGGAAUAUUUUGCCCAGUGUGGGGUUUUGUUCUUCAAGUCUUUCCUGCAUGGAUUUUAUAAUCCACAAAGAAAAACCGGAAGAUGGGAUAUCUUGUGGCAUGGUGGGUAGGUGGGCGGCAUCUUCCUAAUAGUCUUGGCACCAAAUUAAGACUGCAGCCUGAUCCAAACUUAAGUUGCCAUUAUACAAAUCUAUGCUGCAAUCGCCUCUGGAAUACUGUGUGCAUUUCUGGUCACCUCUCCUCAAAAAGGAUAUUGUAGACUUGGGAAAUGUUCAGAAAAGAUAAGCCCAAAUGAUCAAGAGGAUGGAGCAAGGAAAGGUUGCAGCGCCUGGGCCUUUUGAGUUUAGAGAAAAGGUAAGUAAGUGUUGACACGAUAAAAUAUUCAUAUGAUUAAGUAAAAGGUAAAGGACCCCUGGACGGUUAAGUCCAGUCAAAGGUGACUAUGGGGUUGCUGUGCUCAUCUCGCUUUCAGGCCAAGGGACCCGGUGUUUGUCCGCAGACAGCUUUUCAGGUCAUGUGGCCAGCAUGACUAAACUGCUUCUGGCACAACGGAACACCGUGAGGGAAACCAGAGCGCAUGGAAUCGCUGUUUACCUUUCCACCACAGCGGUACCUAUUUAUCUACUUGCACUGGCAUGCUUUCAAACUGCUAGGUUGGCAGAAGCUGGGACAGAGCAACUGGAGCUCACCCCAUCGGCGGGGAUUCGAACCGCCGACCUUCUGAUCGGCAAGCCCAAGAGACUCAGUGGUUUAGACCACAGUGCCGCCUGCGUCACCUCAUAUGAUUAUCUAUGGGUGGCAUAGAGAAAGUGGAUAGAGUUUUUAUCUGUAGAUAAAACCCACUCCCUUAGAGUGCGUUUUACUCUCAUAACACUGGAACUCAUGAACAUCCAACGAAGCUGAUUAUUGGAAGAUUCAGGACAUGUAAAAGAAAGCCCUUCUUCACACGGUGCAUAGUUAAACACUGGAACUCACUCCCACAGGAGGAAGUGAUGGCCCACCAACUUGCAGAGCUUUAAAAGAAAUUCUCGGACGAUCGUGCUAUCAAUGGCUUCGCUUAGCCUUCAGGGUCAGAGGCAAUUAUGCCUCUGAUUACCAGUCGCCGGAAACCAAAUGAGGUGGUGCUUGGAUCUUGCUUGCAGGUUUUCUGCAGGCAUCGGGGAGAAAUUCCAUUCAUACUGAUUUUCUCACCAUGCAAUCAUCUGCAUGCGUAAGUCCCAUGGUUGUCAGUGACGUUUACUCCCAGAAGCAUGCACACGAUUGCAGCCUUAAGUAUCCAAGCACAUAAGGAUCGGAUCACACCAAGUACCCAUAGUCCUUGCCAAUUUGCCAGCUUUAAAAUGUAGAGGUUCUGGGGUGCCCUGAAAGAUUUUACAAAAUCCCAGCGUUAACCUCUCUGCUUGGGUAAUACACAGCUUCAUGUAAAUAAAGAGAGGAGCCCAACUCCAUUCAAGUUAAGGGGAACCUUGUGGUUGACUUUCAUUAAAAAUUGUGCAACUGUUUGCCCCAGACGCAGAGGUUGAUGCAGAAAUGUGUUUCUGCACAUAGAUUCUGUUUUAAAGGCUGUGCAACAGGCUGUGAGUAGAGCAGGGAAAGCAGAUACCAAUCAUGAAAUGCAUGUGGGGGGAAAACAUUUGAAAGGAAAGCGAUUUUUAAUGGUCCUUGGGAGGCGUUCCAGCAUAUAUUAUGAGGAACCACUUUCCUCCCCUCCUAAUCAGGUUUCUGUUCCUCUUGGGUUGAUAGCCUGUUUUAUAUAGCACUUGUUAGGUUUAGUUAUGAAUAAAUGCAUAUAAAUAUCAUUUAUGUGCAUGCAAUUAUGUACAAUAUCUAUAGCUUUCUGUGUGGAAUAUGUUACAAGCUCUUGAUGGUAUCUGUAAUUAGUGAAGAGCUUCCGUGAUACAGUCUAGCAGGUUAACUGUUAGGGAAUUUGCUUAAGCUUGAUACGGUUUCACAGUUAACUUAUACUGCAGUAUCUUAAUAAGACUAAAUGGGUCUUGCUUUCUGUGUUUAUCACUGUCGUAGGCAAACACAGGGUUUGAUGCACAGGGUAAGAGCCUCUUGAAGCAAGAUUCUGGAGCAUCUAGGUGGGCAGGUGCUUUUCCGCAACCUCAGUUUGGUCGUUGUCAUAUUUUAAAUAGGCUCUCGUUCUCCCAAGGCUGCUUUAAUGGUCCGAUUUGGCUAUUUAAAGUUAACUAUGGAUUAAUGUGAGUGAGGAAUGUUCACUGUGAUGGUCCUUCUCUCCUGCUGCGCUGCUCAUAAAACAAGCCAGAGUCUGGUUUGUUGUGCUGUCUAAACCCGGAUUCAUGGUUUGUUUGGGAGAAACCAGCCUGGCUUUGCAUGGCAACGACAAGCCAGAGUCUGCUUUGUUUUAUCUACGGUGCAGCAAGAGCAUUUGAGCAGUGUGUAGCAGCAGACUGGCAGUUGAAAUUAAACCAUGGUUUGUUUAAAACUAUGGUUCAAUGUAAUGUGCGAACCAUGCCAUUGUUUCACCACUGUGGUUCUGUACAAUAGAACCGGUCUUAAAUCUUUUAUAGAUCAUUUUGGUGGCUUUGUUACUUUACAAUGCUGGGGUAUAUUCAUGCAGUUUUUUUCUUUGUUACUUAACAUUGGUACAUCAAAAUGUGUAUUGCAUCUUUAGUUAUACCAGCAAACAAAAAUCUUACAUUCUCUCGUUGCUUUAGCUUGUUGGGUGUACUGGUUGCCCAAAGUAUGCACGUAUACACACUCUCACGGAGGAGAUUUCUUAAAAUGAGAUUGUGAAUUAGCUAGCGAAAAUAAGCUCUCUAGCUCCUGCCUUUACAGCAUUGGUAAAGUGUCAAUGGGCAAAUUUGCACAAGAGCAGCUUUGAGGCGUUCCAGUGAUAAUUGGGAAGAGUAUUUGUCCUCACAGAGGGGAUGGGGGUUGUCGUUUUUAAUGAAGUACUAGCUUUUGAACAAAAUCCAAGCAAGUAGGGCACUAAAUACAGUCACAGGUUAAACACCCUGCCCAACUUGUACUAAAUUAAACUGUUCAAACAUAUAGUGUUAACAUUUAGCAGGUGAAUUAUUUUGCCACUAGAGGGUGCUAUAAUGCAGCUUGGAAAGUAUCAUUUAUAAAGGGUCUUUUUUUGACCUCAAGGUAACGACUUCAUAAUCUGUGAACUCCUGUAUGUUAAAAAAACAAACAAACAAACAAAAAAACAUUCAAAGCUCCCCGCUCCUCCUAGAUGCUGGUUUGGAAAAAUAAUUGAGUAGUGUUGAUUUUGGCAACAUAGUGAAAAAUUCGCCUUUAGAACUUAACUCAUCCGGAAUCGUUGAUCAUGAUGUGGAAGCAGACUUCUGUAGCUGAAUGAACGUAGUAGUGUAGACUUGACUUUACAGAGCAAAAUGCAUACCACACUUGGGUCUGUACGCACCCGUCUCCUUGGGAGAUCUCCAGAAGGCUAAAAGAUGGGAUAUUAAUACAAUCUGUGCUACAUCAAUAAGUUCCUUUCAAUUAUACAUCACUACAGAAGCAAUCAGCCAUUCUGUCUGGCUGCACCUGAGGGGCAGGUAACACUGCAAGGUCCAUUAGGUUGGCUCGGCUGGGACCAACUACCAUUCGCCUCCUCUCUCCAUUGAUGAAACUGUCAGCUCCAGCGGCCCUCCCUUCUGGUCAUUAUUAUUAUGUGGCAUUUUGUAAGAACUGGAACCAGAAAACAAAUAAAGUGUAGGACACAUUUCAAAACUUGUCCUAAUAAAUAAAGCUACAUUACAAAGUUGAAGAGUUAGCAAACUGGAACUUUAGUUUUAAAUGGAGGAUAAAAAAGAAUUUUGCUUUAGAAGACACUGAGUAGGGGACUUUUCUUUCUUGAAUCUGUUUUUUCUCACAGGGUAGACUUCUUUAUACCUGGAGUUGCUGUAGUUGGUGGAUUCUCAAUAUGUUCAAGUCCUGGUCUGCUGCAGCAAGAGGGAGUUUUGGAACUAGCAGUGAAGCAAACCACACACCCUCCUGCUCAUUGGGUUCACACUCAGGUAUUUAUAAGCUACUUAGUGCUGUUAGUUGUCCUCAUUUUUUAGUGUUGUUUUAAAAAUUAUUCGACUGUUUCAACUGUUAUAACUCCCCUUGAGAUCUUCAGGUGAAUGACACUGUAAAACAAUCUUUCAAUAGUCUGCCCAGACUAGUAUUCAAGUCAAAUUUCAUUUCAGUUUUGUACCUCAUUGUCACGGUCUGCAGUGGGAGCUUUAAGUUCUCCUACAAAGGUUUCUUCUCCUUCAAAGGAUAGGUACUUUCUCUACAAAAGCAUUUCCUUUUCCUUGAAUUGAAAGCUUUACCUUUUUAACGCAACCCACUUUUCAAAACUAAAUUUAUGCAAUUGCACACACAGUUCUCCUUCCUUUGUGCAUCUGGCCCAGUAUGCUGGGAGUGAGGGGCCUUGGGACUGGUUUGUGAAAUAGCCACCUUCAGCUUUUGUUAAAGCAAAUUGGCAGGUGACCAAGGCACACAGACGUGACACAGACUUGCAAAUAGUAAAAGUGCAAUUCUGAAAAAAAGAAAGAAAGUUGGGACAUCGGCCAGGAGAAAGGGCAGCUGUAAGCUUGUAUCUGUUUUAUCUGCUGCAGUAUGGAAACACGGUACGGGGACGCGGGUGGCGCUCUGGGUAAAACCUCAGCGCCUAGGACUUGCCGAUCGCAUGGUCGGCGGUUCGAAUCCCUGCGGCGGGGUGAGCUCCUGUUGUUCGGUCCCAGCUCCUGCCCACCUAGCAGUUCAAAAGCACGUCAAAGUGCAAGUAGAUAAAUAGGUACCGCUUUAUAGCGGGAAGGUAAAUGGCGUUCCGUGUGCUGCUCUGGUGCCGGUUCGCCAGAGCAGCUUCGUCACGCUCGCCACGUGACCCGGAAGUGUCUGUGGACAGCGCUGGCUCCUGGCCUCUAGAGUGAGAUGAGCGCACAACCCUAGAGUCUGUCAAGACUGGCCCAUACGGGCAGGGGUACCUUUACCAUGGAAAUACCAGAAAGUAAAGUGACUGGUGUCAAGCCGUGUGGACUCCUGUCGAACACAAGUCUCUUUAACAGAGCAAAUACAAAGGUCUCUGCUGUGGUGAUCUGGAGCUACACUUAACUGUGGUUAUGUUUGUUUAGUUAUAUCAUACUUGAAACAUCUCUAGGCCGCUAAUCGGGGCAAGCAAGGCAUCUUUCAUAAAAGCACGCUUCAAGAGAAUGCCAUUUUUUUAUUUGGGGGCUUACUUUUGUGCUGUUGGAGUCGAGAAAUAUGCUUCUCUCUCGCUGACAUUGUAUUUGUUGACUAACAUUUCAGUGUAAAAUCAAUGCCGUCUGAUCACUUGAGCAAAAAGCUUCCCCGAGUGAGCCCUAAUCCAUCCGGUACCAUGUGACCAUAAAAAGUGCUCCUACUGUUCUUAAAUAGGUUAGUUUCAUGCGCCAUUGGAAUUUCAAUAAAAUAACUCACUUUGAAAGAUGUUCUGGAGAAGUAUAGAGCCAGUGUUACUGGACCACACAUGCUAAUACAAAUCCUUGUGGAGAUUUCCUAUUGAUUUCCCUGUUGCUCAUUAGGGACCUCUCAGAACCUAACUUCAUAAUUAUCUGCCUCUGAGGCAUCUCUUAGGAGUUUUCCUUCCUUCCUUCCUUUCCCUACUUUAAUUUUUUAAAUUAAAUUCAUAGUGGCACAGCACUGAAAGCAGUUAAAGGCAUUAGCUAGUUCUGGGGAGAGCAUGUCAAGACACUGGGAUUAAUGGUGAUCUAGAAUUGCUGAUUAUUAUUCAAGGUUUUUUAUUAUUAAAAAAUCUAUGUUGUAUCAAUUUGUAGCUUUUAAACUGGGCAUCUGUAUCCCUAAAAUGAACACUGUCAUCUGAAGAGAUUGCAAACCUAUGCCUUUUAACAAAAGUGUGGAAUGAUUAUAGAGCCAAUGCAACUAAUCUUAGAUAUUUCCAUUGCAUAUGAUUCUGUGGUACGUUUUUCUUAAAUUAUGUAGUGAAUUGUGAGAUCUAAACAAUAAGUGGUUUUGAAUCUCUUAGUAGCAGUAAGGCAUCUAUCUAUCAUCUAUCUAUCUAUCAUCUAUCUAUCGUUUUAUUAUGCUUUUUAUUGUUAACUCUUUGGGAUAUUUUAAUUUUUUUAAGGGAUGUAUACUGUGCAUUUGAAAAUAGCUAUAAAAAGAGUGGCUGGACUGGUUUAGAAAUCAUUGAAUUGUAGACAAGGCCUAGUUUGCAUGUCUAAUGGGCUCUUGUCUUAAUCUGAGCAUAUUUUAUUGUGUAUGCAGAUAAAUAUAUAACUAUAAAUUUCAAAGUACUUUUUUAAUGCAAGAUGUAGAAGGGCACAGUACUGUUCAGUUUUAUUCCCCUUUCUGUGUGCAAGUAGAACAUGUUUAGCCUCACUGAUUCUCUGGGAGUGUUACCACUUCUGAUGUUUUAUUAGGGGGGGGAACCUUGGCAUCUGAACCCCUGUGUGCAGAGUUCCAGUCAUGCAACAGGGCUUUUCUCCCCGCUCCCAUAUGCAGUUUCCAGAAUCCCUGAAAACCCCAGGGGACUUUGCAGAAUGGUGUGGGUUGCAGAAGAGGUGGAAAUUUAUUUGCUGAUGCAGGGGACGGUUCCCCAAUUUCUGCUUCCACUUGUGCUAUGCCUAUUGAAUCCCAAACCAACUACUUCAGUGCUUGAGUCCAACAUGACAAUAUUAAAUUUUCUUUUGACUUCUCCCACUUUCAGUAGUUAGAAAAUGUUAAACAAGAUGUUCAACAAUUGUUUGGCCAUAUCUUUAAAUACAACUUUCAUAUAGUUCAUCUGUUUCCCCCCCCCCAUGAGGUCAUUCCACAUAGUGCUUACUUAAAGACGUGACCCAAGUUGACCUGCGCUGUGUCAGUCCAGAUUUUACUCUGCAUAAUUUGAUUUUCCCUGCAAAGGGGGUGUGCACUUUUUUAUCCCAAAUCCACUCCUGUGUGUCUGUGACUGGUAACUCUUUUUGGCUAACAUGUCGCCAUAACAGCUGCAAAGAUUGAUUGAUAUGAUUGUAAGCUAAACACUGAAAUGAAUGCAGGCAUGCUUGUUACGUUUUUUUGGAGAGCACGGACAGCAUUUCCUUUUAAAAACCCAUUACCACUGCAGAAUAAUUUCUUCCCACUCUGUAACAUUCCUCUUGGGAGCAUUCAUCUAAAAAUACAGCUGCUCAACUCCUGGGACUUUCGAAUCCCUUCCUUGCGGUCCCAAGUUCUCUGAACAUCACACUGCUUUGUUUUAAGCCCGUAUCAUGGAAUCGGAGGAAGAAUGUAACCAUAUAUCGUUAUCACUUGGAGCAAUCUGCCAAAUGACAUUCUUAACUUUGGCGAAUGUGUGUAUUAGAAUAAUCUAACUUUUUCUUCAACCGGGAGGCAUGUAGGAGUGGCUUUUCGGAUACUGCCCUGUCUGAUUUACUUUCAAGCCCUUUAAUAUCUCUCUCUCUCUCUCUCUCUCUCUCUCUCUCUCUCUCUCUCUUUUCUCCCUUAGUGUACACUUGGCUCAGAGGUGGCCUUGCGAGUGGGAGGCAACUUCUUCUUUGAUCCUCAACCUGCCGACGCCCCUGCAAACCUCGUGCUCGUAGCUGGCGGAGUCGGAAUUAACCCCUUAUUUUCUAUACUGCUCCAUGUCGCAGACCUUCAAAGAACUCGAGAGAACAAAGGAUCUGGCUACAAAAUGGGAACGGCAAAUUUGUUCUAUUGUGCAAAAAACACUCAUGAGCUGCUCUUUAGGGUAGGUUGCAUUAUAUUAUGGUGAUGGUGGUGAGCAUUUGUGCCCUGCUGUUCAGCCAAAAGGCUCCCAGAGCAGCUUGCAAUCAAUUAAAACAAGAUAGCCCCUACCUGCAGGCUUACAAACUAAAAAAAAAAGCGGGAAAGGGACAGGGACAGGGAGGAAAGAGAGGGACAUGCAUAACACACAAAUAUAUAUAUCCAUCAUAUGCUUUACCCCAAGAUAUGCUUGGGUUAGCUCUGAGACUGAUUGGGUAGAGAUGAGCAGAGAGAGGGGCAUCCUUUGCUGAGAUAGAUGGUCUCAGUCUCUGCUGCCUACUCCCUUGGCAGAAGCGGUCAUAGUCUGCCACUCCUCAGUCAACGCAGCUGUCAGGGAACUGCCAUCAGCUCAGAGGCGAGAAAUAGAAGGGCAGUUGUGUUACAGGGAGCCUCCGAAAACCUUGCGAAGCAGUUCCUCUUCCAGGGAGGAGGAAAGCCCCACCUCCAGUGGGGAAGAGGCGGAAGGACCAGAGGAUGCUGGUGGGAGCCUUAACACCGCUCCUGGGCAAGCCGGACAGGAGGGAAACACGCCCUUGCCAUCGCCCAUCCUGUGCAGUAGUCUAAGGCGCAAAGAGGGAAGGAGAAGGCUGGGGGUAACGAAACUCUUAUGUUGGGGGAGGUCCAAAAGACGACCACUCCCGGGUUCUGCUAGCGAUUGAGCCAGACAUGAGCUUUGGGGCUCUUCACUGUAAAUAGAUUGCACCAAAAUAAAGCCUGUAAAAGACAGGUUGGAGUCCUGCCUGGUUACUCUCGAGCAACCGCAACAGCCAUCUGACAGCAGCCAUUGGAGUAUGAAGGCCAGACAAGGGAGGCCACUCCAGACACAAGCUGCUGCUGCUUCUCCUCCUCCUCUAGCUGCCCUUCAGACCUUUGCUCCAGAAGCAGUGGCCUGUGGAGACGUUGAACAGAUUCUGGGAGGGGCAUUUCUUCCUCACUGGGCACGAGAAGUCAUGUUCUCCUGCCAAGGUUUCCAUCUUCCUUUUUCAUCCCUGCUGCCAGGUCACAUGUAUGUGUUUCCUCCCUCUGCAUCUGCAACUGCGCUAAGGAGGAGAAAUGUUCACGAGAGGGGGGCAGAAAAAGAGUGGCCAGCUCCCAAAAGCUUAUUUGUAUGUUUGGAUGGCAUUGUAGGAAGUAUUCCCCAGCUCUCUUGGGCAGUAGGAAAUGAGAAAGUUCCAUUAUCCUUUGCUUGAACAGAGUGCUGUGCUCUUACACUCCUCUUCCAAUCUGUGGGGUUGGGACUAUGCAUGGAAAGCAUCUGCUUUGAUUUAUCGGGCUGUGGCUUGAGCAAAUAUCAUUCGCAUUCCAGAAACAUAUCCUUGGUUUGACGAACACAUUUCCUGGAAGAAUCACAUGCAGUUUCCAUGUUACCAAGCAGAGUUCCCCAAUCUGUGAAAAUCUUCAGCCUUACAUCAAGGGUAUGUACUGUACGUUAAAAGUAUUCACUGCAUUGUGAGUUAGCAUUAAGGGGACAUAACUCAAUUUGAUUCUCUGGCUGCCUUUUCAUGUACAUAAUUCUGGUCAGAGACUUAAUAAGGAGUCUCUGUAAUCCCUGUUGUAUUUCCUCAAAAGUAAUUCCCAUUGUUGUCAAUGGGCUUUCUCCCAGGCAAGCUUACAUGGGAUUGCAACCUAAAUGAGACUUAUCUUACCCAGAGUUGGACAGCUUCUCUGCUACAUUCAGUGAUCUUGUCUCUCCUAAUUCUCAUUUACCAUUUUUUCCCUACAACUUUAUAUUUUUCUUGGUACUAACUAACUUGAUCGUGUUUCACCUUAUGCCACAGCUCAAAAGUUUUGAUCCCUAUCUGGGGUUUACUCUUAAGGAGAACAGACCUUUGUCUUAAACAAUAAAUCUAGUAAGGACUGCAGUAAAUUUGUAAACUGCCCCACGUAGCUGAAACAGACCUAGCUGUUGAAUAAUGGUGGUUUCUUCUUUUGAGUUUUUAAAUAGCUUCAUAAUUUCCCUUAUUUCUUGUGUUCUGUAUUAGAAGGAAGAAUAUCUGCAGAUGAUCUAGAAAAACAUAUCUCCACGGAUACUUUGUGGUAUAUCUGUGGUCCACCUGCAAUGAUUGAAUCCAUCUCCAAAGUGCUAGCAAACCUUGGUGUGACUCAAGAUAAAAUUUUCUUUGAAAAGUGGUGGUAG